AUGCCAGCCAAGAGCAAUUUGGCUGGCCCCCGCACUACGGGCGGUGCAGGUAACGACGAGGCCGAGAUCGACGGCGUUCCCAAGACGGCGACGGCGGACAAGGUCUCGAAUGGGUUGAAAGAUGUGACUCGCCUGGAGCGCCAUACUCCACCGGCCCAGCAGCUUCCGCACCUCACGCCGCUCAAGACGUCACCUUUUGCUUGGACACCCUGCCGGUCAUCAGACACAGCGAUUCUUCUCCGUCGGCACAUUACUCUGCGCGACCAAGAGAUUGGGGAACUCCUGGCGGAAAUCGCAGCACGUGACGACGAAAUCGCCCAGCUCAAGACCACGCGCGACCAGCAACGGAACCAUGAUUCGAAUGCUUCGCAGAACCAGAAGCAAACCAACGGCGUGUGUGACUGUGGAGCGUCUUCAGAACUACACGCACUCCACGAGAAGCACGCGGAGCUCAAUGCCCGCGACGAUGAAAACCGCGCCACUCUCGCGUACGUCAAGUCGCACAAUAAAGACCUUGCCAAGUCGCUCAGAGAGGUGCGCCGCGUGAAUCGCCGUCUCGAGAAGGAACUGGAGCUCGCGGAGGAGAAGGAGAGAGUCAGAGGUCGCGAAGGAAGGGUUGGUGGCGAUGGGGCUCAAUAG
Messenger RNA from Apiotrichum porosum, 639 nucleotides. RefSeq lists its product as uncharacterized. The record is from RefSeq and is a predicted model, not a curated record. Bases 1 to 639 code for a protein of 212 amino acids. The transcript is spliced from 3 exons. NCBI's taxonomy places the organism in Eukaryota, Fungi, Basidiomycota, Tremellomycetes, Trichosporonales, Trichosporonaceae.